Messenger RNA from Lathyrus sativus (Indian pea), 1122 nucleotides. Lineage: Eukaryota; Viridiplantae; Streptophyta; Magnoliopsida; Fabales; Fabaceae. The record is from the annotation of a GenBank genome assembly.
AUGGCUCCAGCAUUGGAAGUUCAAGGAGGAGAAACUGUGUCCCUAAACAAUGUUAAUGAUGCUACAAUUCGAUCUAAAGUUACUGUUAUUGGUAGUGGUAAUUGGGGGAGUGUUGCAUCUAAGCUUAUUGCUUCCAAUACCAUUAAAAUGAGCAAUUUCCAUGAUGAAGUUAGAAUGUGGGUAUAUGAGGAGACAUUACCAAGUGGUGAAAAGCUCACAGAUGUCAUCAAUCAAACCAAUGAAAAUGUAAAAUACCUCCCUGGAAUCAAGCUUGGAAAGAAUGUUGUAGCAGACCCAGACCUUGAAAAUGCAGUGAAGGAUGCAAAUAUGUUAGUGUUUGUGACACCACACCAAUUUAUGGAAGGAAUAUGCAAAAGAAUAGCUGGAAAAAUAAGGGCAGAUGCUGAGGCUAUUUCCCUUGUUAAAGGUAUGGAGGUUAAAAUGGAAGGACCUUGCAUGAUCUCAACUCUCAUUUCUGAAGAACUUGGAAUCAAUUGUUCGGUUUUGAUGGGAGCAAACAUUGCAAAUGAGAUUGCUGUAGAGAAGUUUAGUGAAGCAACAGUUGGAUAUAGGCAGAACAAAGAAGCUGCAGAGAGAUGGGUUCAUUUAUUUUAUACUCCUUAUUUCAUUGUGACAGCUGUUCAAGAUGUUGAAGGAGUUGAGUUAUGUGGAACUCUAAAAAAUGUUGUGGCCAUAGCAGCAGGUUUUGUCGAUGGCUUGGAGAUGGGAAAUAAUACAAAAGCUGCAAUCAUGAGACUUGGUCUUAGAGAAAUGAAGGCCUUUUCAAAGUUGUUGUUUCCUUCUGUUAAGGAUAGCACCUUUUUUGAGAGCUGUGGUGUAGCUGACCUUAUCACAACAUGCUUGGGUGGAAGAAACAGGAAAGUUGCUGAGGCUUAUGCAAAGAAUGGAGGGAAGAGAUCUUUUGAUGAACUUGAAGCUGAGAUGCUGCAAGGCCAAAAAUUGCAGGGUGUGUCAACUGCAAGGGAAGUAUAUGAGGUAUUAAGCCACCGUGGGUGGUUAGAGUUGUUUCCUCUCUUCUCAACAGUACAUGAAAUUAGCAGUGGCCAACUUCCACCAUCAGCCAUAGUUGAAUACAGUGAGAAGCUACCAAGAUCCUUCUAA